Durotheca rogersii is the source of this 1553-nucleotide messenger RNA. Its product is annotated as mRNA turnover protein 4. Bases 384 to 1160 code for a protein of 258 amino acids. The transcript is spliced from 2 exons. The record is from RefSeq and is a predicted model, not a curated record. Gene Ontology annotation, biological process: nuclear-transcribed mRNA catabolic process; rRNA processing; ribosomal large subunit assembly. NCBI's taxonomy places the organism in Eukaryota, Fungi, Ascomycota, Sordariomycetes, Xylariales, Xylariaceae. Gene Ontology annotation, cellular component: nucleolus; preribosome, large subunit precursor. Gene Ontology annotation, molecular function: RNA binding.
UCACAGUGAGAAGUCGCCAGCUGGGAAGUUCUCUCGUUAGGAUGAGGAAGGGACUAUUUUGCUUGUCGCUGAUUGGCUGCUACGAUAGCUAACUAAAAGCUUUGGGGGGGGGGGAGCUUAUCGAUACUGAUUUUUAUCCAUUUCCUACUUUUUUUAAAUUCAAGCACUGAGUAUUGCCCUUAUCACCACCACCUCUCUACACCUACGCAACCUCUACCACCACUACCGAAGCAGCAACAGCGCCGUAACAGCACAAUAGAUCAGACGACGCUCCAGAAAAACCCCCAAUCCGGCCUCCGAUCCCACGAGAAGCAGCGCACGCCCCCGAGGAAGAAACAAGCCCCGCGAGACCCAAGCCCGAGAACGAGAACUGCGCCGCCACCAUGCCCAAGUCGAAGCGGUCCAAGGUCGUGCACAUGACCAAGGUCACCAAGAAGACGCGCGAGCACAAGGAGCGCCUGUUCGACAACAUCCGCGACGCCAUCGCCCAGCACCAGUACUGCUUCGUCUUCGCCGUCGACAACAUGCGCAACACCUACCUCAAGGACCUGCGCCAGGAGCUGUCCGACAGCCGCUUCUUCUUCGGCAAGACGAAGCUCAUGGCGCGCGCGCUGGGCCGCACGGCGGCCGACAGCGCCGCGGACGGGACGUGGGCGCUGGCGGCGCACGUGCGGGGGACGGUGGGGCUGCUGGUGACGAGCCGGGCGCCGGGGGCGGUGCUCGCGCAGCUGGGGGCAGUGCGGCGGGCGGACUUCGCGCGGGCGGGGGCGGUGGCGCCGCGGGGCUUCGCGCUGCCGCCGGGGGCGCUGCACGCGACGGGCGGCGAGGUGCCGGCGGAGCACGACGUGCCGGUGGGCCACGCGCUGGAGCCGGAGCUGCGGCGGCUCGGGCUGCCCGUGCGCAUGGCGCGGGGCCGCGUCGAGCUCGACGCCCCCGCCGACGGCGCCGGCCACGUCGUCUGCCGCGCCGGCGACGUCCUCGACGCCCGCCAGACCCGCCUCCUCAAGCUCUUCGACGUCUGCCUCGCCGAGUUCCGCGUCCGCGUCGUCGCCUACUGGACCGCCGCCACCGGAGAGGUCACCCUCGUCGACCCGGACGCCGCCCCGGAGCAGCAGGACGAGGACGCGGACGAGGAGCUGGAGGACGGGAAGAGCGAGUAGGACCCCAAGGAUGGCUCUUCCCCCCGAGCUUACUACGCUCUCGUCCUUUUCCCCCCUCCGAGACCCGAGAUAUACAUACGCGCACCUACAUACAUGCGCUUAUUUUUGUGCCUGUUUUUCCUUUUUUUUUUCCUGCGGCGAUACCAUCAUGGGGUUUGCUGGCGUUAUUAGGCGGGACGGGGGGGGAGCGGGUAAGGGUGAAACUAAAAAAUAGGGAACGGAUCAAGCAUCUGAGAAAGAUGAAGAGAAGAACAAGAAAAAAAGCACAUCUUGUAUUCGCCCGGGAUUCUUCGCAUAUAUGCGGCGUACGGCAUCCGUUCGCGUAUAGAUAAGACGGAUGGACGAGUCAAAAGGGGCAGGCAGACAAAGCACGAGAGAGCCGUCCGAAAUUUC